CAAUAUGGCGAAAUGGGGAAGUUCCAGAACAAGUGGGUGCAGAAAAAAACAACACCUGGCGAUAACUGGCUGAAACUAACGUGUUUUAGCAUGAAAUAUAACCACAAGGAAAUGCAUUCGGUAUAAGCCACAACAAAUGGAUGCUUGCGAAACAAAGUCGUCUAAAAACCCCGAGAAAGAGAAAUGCAUUUCUCAUUAUUGGAAAUCGGCAAAUAACAGUAUUGAAAUACUCAAGUUCACAGUGAACACUGGAAUAAAGUCGGUGGCUUUGGGCUCUGAGCAUUGCCUGUUCCUUGCUCAUAAUGGCAAGGUAUUUGCCCGUGGUUCUAAUACAUUUGGCCAGCUUGGAAUGGGGGAUUUCGUUGAUAGAAAUGAUUUGACAGAAGUGCGAUAUUUGGCUUGUAAAACAGUCGUGAGUGUGGAAUGUGGAGUUCGCCAUAGCGGUAUAUUGACUAGUCAGGGGCAUGUGUACUGCUGGGGUGAUGCUGCCAGUGGACAAUGUGGUGUUGGUGAAUCAGUUAGUCUCAAUACACCAGCCAGAGUGUACUUCAUUGACAGCCAAGGAAAAGAUACUUCAUCUGUUAUAACAAACCUUGCUUUGGGAGAAUUGCAUAGUUUGGGUCUAACCAUUGAGGGGCAAGUUUGGGCAUGGGGAAGUGGAUGUGCUCUUGGCGUGGGAGACAAUCAGGCCAGGGCAUUGACACCACGGCUUGUGGAUGACCUCAUUGGUAAAAAAGUAAUCAGCGUCACUUGUGGAAAUUAUCAUAGUCUUGCCAUGAUCAAUGUUGACGACUUUGCUGGUAUGAAAACAAGUCAAGACACAAAUGCAGGAACUCCUAGUGGACAAACUGAUCCUAAAAAACGAACUGGGUUUUCAACACGGAUCAAGGUUUCGCGUCGCGAUGCAAAAGAAACAACUGUGGAACGCAGUCAAUCCAUGCCAAUCACAAGAAAACUAGGUGUUAAUCUUGUUAGUUUGAAUGACUCAGAUUGCACAUCUAGUGACAGUGAUGAUGCUGGUAAUGAUGUCACAAAGAGUUCCUUAAAAUCUGAAUCAUUAAAACCUGAUGAUGUGAAAAUAAAGGUUAAAAGUGAUAUUUCUGAUAUUUCUGAGUCACUUGAUGCAGGAAUAUCUAAGUUUACUGAUGCAGUUAUGAAAUCAGUCUCAGGUGUGUUGUCGUAUACAUCAUCCUUGACCGGGCAGGCAGUCCCAUCUGAUGAUUCCGAUGUGCCGUCUUCCACACCCUCAACGUCCACAGACACUCCGAAAACAACUCCUAGAACAACUCCCAGAACAAUUAAGAAAAAUCCAAAGGUGCAAGGGUGUGACCCGGUCUCAGUUCAGGUUUGGGCGUGGGGUAGAGGAACGUUGGGUCAACUUGGACAUGGAACAACUGAAGAUAAACCCUAUCCUUGCUUAAUUGAUGAGCUCUGUGGCGUCCACAUUGUCAAAGUGGUUGCUGGCAACCAUCACUCUCUGGCUUUAACCCGUUACAGUCAGGUGUACGCUUGGGGCGAUAACAGCCACGCCCAACUCGGAAUUAAGAAGAAUGUCAUAAACAAACCAAGAAAAGUCAAGUCACUGUCCAAUGUGUUGGUAUGGGACAUAGCGGCUGGAAGUCAUUAUUCCUUGUUCCUUGGUGACAGUUCUCAUCAUAAUACUGAUGUUUACGUGUGUGGAAAGAAACCUAGUGGUCUACCAAUGUCUUGCAUGACCAGUCUAAUGGAUUAUCGUGAUAAUUACGCAUCCCCUGUUGAAUCUGAUGAAUUCUUCAACCAGAAGAGCUCUUUAAAAAAAUCCAGAAAUCUUUCAACGUCAAAAUCUGAGACAGACCUCAGUACGAUCACCACCUUGUCUGAGGGAGUGAAGAUUGGUCAGAUGACAUACUUUAGAAAGACUGGUAUCUUGCGUGGUAUCCUUGCUCGUGGUGAACAAUGUAUUUGUCUUUCUCUGAGGGAACCAUCGCGAUGGUUGGAAAUAGUGUCCGAGCUGGUUAGCAUGGAACGAUCGUUCUAUUAUAAGCUUGCUCUAGUCUGGCAGUCAAUGUUAGAACCACUUCUGAUGACAGUUCUACCAACGCUUGCUCAAAAUGACCAAUUUGAUCAGACGUUAACGCAGAUCUGUAAAACGUUUCAUCACGUUAUGCGUCACGUGGCUAUCACGUGCAAACGUCUGGCACGUGUCGUCAACGAUGUAAAUUCCGUCGUCGAUGCAGUUAGAAUUCUGGACGAUGAUAAAUAUUUCAACGCGUUUUCAAAGUAUUCAAAAAUAUUCAGUGACUGCGUUGCCUGUGGUGUCCUGGACUCUUUGGGAAAAGACGCAUGCGCCGUGUUUAUUAAAAGUCGAUUCGUUUUUGAGGAGCUUUUGUAUGGAUUCACGGAGGGCUCCAAGUCAGAAAGCGAGGCGUUCAAAGAUAUUCUCUAUCUUCCAAUACAAAGGUUGUCUGAAUUGGCCGAGAAAAUUACUGUUCUUCAGUCGUCCCUUUCCGCAGAAAACAAUUCUGCUGAAUGUAGAACUCUGGGCGACGUGGCUUUCCAAUGGCAAAAGCUUUUAUCCACAGACAAUCAGCGUUCGCGUGAAGCAAAUUUGACAAAGGAAUUUUGGGGACAAUGUCCCCCGAGAUUAGCGGAGGCGUACAAAAGACCACAUCGUCGUCUGUUAUUGAGUAGCAAGGUCUGUGAUCUGUUUCUUCCAAAACCUGGUAGAUUUUCGUCACACUGGUUCGUUCUCCUCUCUGAUACACUACUUCACAUCGUGUCAAACAAGACAUUCACAGCUUACGACUUGUCCACAGUCUGGGCGUCCCCUGUUGCUGAUGUUUACGCUGAAAACUUCACAAAUGCAAUCAAAAUCACAACACCUGAGGAUUCCUUCACCGUCUGCUCCAAGACUUCAACCGAAAAGGCACAGUGGCUGGUAACCACCAACCAAGCCAUAGCGAAGGUUUUAUCAAAGACAACACCGUACAGGUUAAGUUCGGAGACUGUAAACACAAAGGUUGGUAGUUUCACACCAGCAAAAGCGAGACAGGCAGCACAUUUCUUUAUUCAAGAUCCCAAAUACAAAGGAGCGUGCUACACCGGAAUGUGGUUGUCUGGAAAACCUCACGGACAUGGUAAGAUGGUGUGGUCCUCCACUGCCCAAACUUAUGAAGGUGAAUUUAGAAACGGCGCUUACAACGGGUUUGGUCGAAUGAUAUUUGUAACAAAUACUUCAGGAGGUGUUGCCGAAGAGUACAGGGGGGAAUGGAAGGAUGGAAUGAUGGAGGGUCAGGGUGAGAUGAGCUAUGGCGACAAGCAGGUUUACAUUGGACACUGGGUGCGCAAUCUUCGUCACGGUCAUGGCGUUCUGCGCAUGGGCACAAUGACGUCAGCAGCACCGAGCGUCUUCACAGGGAACUGGGACAAGGAUAAGCGAUCAGGUUUCGGAGUGAUGGACGACUUUACGAAAGGUGAGAAAUACAUGGGCAUGUGGGAGAAUGAUAUUCGUAGUGGUCCUGGUCUGAUCGUCACGUUGGACGGUAUUUACAACGAAGGACGAUUUGCGAUGAACAAGCUCAUGGGCCAAGGUGUCCUACUGUGUCAUGACAAUACGAAAUUUGAGGGAGAUUUCUGCGGAGAUGCUCAGAUUAAUGGCAAGGGUGUUCUUACGAUGCCUAAUGGAGAUCGUAUUGAAGGCACGUUUCAAGGCCAGUGGAACGAAGGUCUCAAAAUUAAUGGAAUCUACUUCAAAGAUACCAGCCACAAUGAAAACUCCACCAUAAUUCUGCCGCCGGAAAGAUCCGAAAGUCCCCAGUCACUGUACUAUAUACCGGCAAGUAAAAAAUGGCGUAGCGUCUUCAACGAAUGUCGUGAUCGGCUUGGUUGUCUUGGCAACGAUGAGCCGGACCUGAAGAGGGCCUGGAAGAGUGUCGCGGAGGACUUGGUCAGAGCUCCCGUCAUGAAGUCCCUUCAUCAAGAACGUGAAGUGAUCAGCGAUGUUUUGAAAGGUGUCGACUUGGACCAAGCCAAGAAGAUUGCUAAAGAUGAAAAGGAAUUACAGGAAUAUUUGACCAAGGCAUUCAAUCUACCAUACCACCCACUGGGGAGGUUGGUUGAGACUUUGGUUGAUGUCUACAGAGCGACAUAUGUUGGUGUAGGAGCCCACAGUCGGUUGUUACCACACGCUGUUGAGGAGCUCAAGUCGUACAUUGAACGAAUAUACUCCAUUAUCAGAAUUUUAUUUCCAUCUUUACCGAGCGAAGAGUUCGUUCAUGUUGGCGAUUCGAAUCAUCUUGACGACCAAUCAGAUGGUGAGAUUCCUGAUAGUAAUACGUUACUUGGACCGCUCAUAUUCCCGCGCUUUUACCCGCCGUUAUUUACCCUGUAUGCUUUGCACAACGAGAAGAACGACAGCGCGUACUGGGAACGAGUUUUGCAACUGAACAAGCGAACCGACCUCGCUCUGAUGUCGUAUCUUGAGGUCAAAAGAACGUUUUGGCUUGCUUCCGAAGAGACCAAUGGUUUGGUGUACGAAACGGAUUUGACAAACUGGAAGCACACACAUUACUACGAGAAAGCAGUUGACGCGUUUCAACAAAUCAGCACAAAAUUCAGUCCAAUGGAAAAGAUUUCAGUCUUGAAGGAAACAUUUCAUCGUAUCCACAAGGAAGUCCAGGAAUUCUGGAAAGGAAAAGCAAAAUUGAUGUCAUUGGACGACCUAUUCCCAGUCUUUCAGUUUGUCGUAAUACGGUCACGCGUUCAUCAUCUUGGCUCUGAGAUUGACUUCAUUGAGGAUUUAAUGCAGGGAAAGUAUCGUGCUGGAGAACAUGGGCAUAUGUUUACAACUCUAAAGGCCUGUUAUUAUCAAAUACUGAACGAGAACUGAGGGGUCAGACGUACUUCAUCAUCAAGGCGACAGUUGAAGACCCCCAGCGAUGUAUCCCAACACGCAACGCUUCGCCCCGAAAGUUUAACACAACGAAUAAUCUUGCAAACUGUUUAAUAUUGUAUGGUUCUGUGCGCCUAGAUGUUCACAUUUGCGAAUUGCAUGCGGGUUUUUGCACUCGCCUUUCAUACAUUUUUUUCAUUCAAAACUUUCAAUGGACAUGGAACUUGAAACCAAUCCUUAAGUCGGUUUGUCAGUGUUAAAAUUGCGUCUGGGAGUUUAAAAAAUACGUUUCACGAACGUGCGAACGUAACUCUAGCCCAAACCAACAAUAUAGAAUGGUCUUAAAUGCAAGGCUUGGGCGUGAAUCUUAAAUAAAGAAUUUAUAAUUCUUUAAAUCAUAUGCAAUGGUGUCGUACAUUCCAAGUGUGCUGUAAUAUAAUUUUAUUCCAAAUUUUUUGGUGCAAAAUGAAAUGAGUUAUGUAAGAUAAGAAAUAUUUUUAAACAUGUAAAUUGCACAUAUAUACAUAAUAUACAAUGGAAAAUAUAUCUUUCAUUUCAUAGUUCUCGCUAUGUACUCUGUCGAAUGAAACUGUCAGUCAAACUGAAAAGCACUUUUU
Molecule: messenger RNA, 5487 nt
Organism: Dendronephthya gigantea
Lineage: Eukaryota; Metazoa; Cnidaria; Anthozoa; Malacalcyonacea; Nephtheidae
Product: alsin-like
Exons: 32
Coding region: 137-4867 (1576 amino acids)
Source: RefSeq, a predicted model, not a curated record